AUGCACUGUCUGGGGCCUUUCGAACUUUGCGCCCUCUGCGGCGCACCUUCACCACAACUCCUGCGUUUGAGAGAGCCAACAUAUACAAGAAACAAACGAAGAAGCUUGCCAAACAAGCAAAAGAAACAGGAGUAUGAGUGCAUGAUUAUCUCUAUACGGCCAUAUGCUGAUGCUGCCCACGUACAUCACAGGCUCGUCAAUAAUUUCCCGCAACUCGUCACAAGUAUACUCCGAGAAAUGAAAGAAUCUGAUUUGUUGAAUUCAGAGACAAGUGACGAGCUGUGGAAACGUUUCGAGCGCUAUGUUCUAAACGCCUGUCAGGUUUCUGAAAAGCGUGAAAACACUAAACAUGGCUCUUUGCUCAACGCGAAGCGCGCAAUGACAAAGGCUUAUCUUAAAGACGGCCUUGGAGGGCUGAGACGUGAACUGGAGAAUCUUUUGUAUGCGCACGAUCUGGAUGCACGGUAUUCGGAGCCCUACUUGGAACAGCAGCAGAAGAUCGCGGACCUGCGGUAUCCCGCCGAGUGGUACCCUCAAGCGCGGGCCAUUCAGCGGACAAUCCAUUUACACGUCGGACCAACAAACUCAGGAAAGACAUACCACGCCCUAAAACGGCUGGAGUCAUCAAAAAGCGGUUUCUAUGCAGGACCUUUGAGGCUCCUUGCUCAGGAAGUCUAUCAUCGAUUCAAAUCAAGUGGAAUUCCAGUUAGUCUUGUUACAGGCGAUGAAGUGAGAUUAUCCGAGGGCGAAAAAGCGGUAGUCGUGAGCAAUACAGUGGAGAUGGUCAAUCUAGGGCAAACAUACGAAGUAGGUGUGAUCGACGAGAUCCAAAUGAUAGCCGAUCCGAGGCGCGGCUGGGCAUGGACUCGUGCACUGUUAGGUGCCAAGGCUACAGAGCUUCACCUUUGUGGAGAGACCAGAGUGGUGCCCUUGAUUCGACAGCUUGCAGCUCUUGCUGGAGACAAGCUUGUGAUCCAUCGCUAUGAACGGCUGAACCCCUUGAAGGCUAUGAACAAGAGUUUGAAAGGAGAUUUGACAAGUCUCCAAAAAGGGGACUGCAUCGUCUCAUUCUCCCGAGUUGGGAUCCACGCAUUGAAAGCCGAUAUCGAAAGGAAAACAGGCCGACGGGCUGCUAUUAUCUACGGCGGAUUGCCCGCUGAAAUCCGCACCCAGCAGGCAAGCCUGUUCAAUGACCCCAAUAAUGAUUAUGACUUCUUGGUUGCCAGCGAUGCCAUUGGCAUGGGUCUGAAUCUGAGCUGCCGACGGAUCAUUUUUGAGACUGUUGUGAAGACUCUCCCUUCAGGACUUAAAAGACUCACCGUCCCCGAGAUUAAACAAAUCGGUGGACGCGCUGGCCGCUAUCGCUCAGCAGCGCAGCACGGAAAAGACCAUCAGCAGGACAAUGACAAUGACAAUGUCGGUUACGUUACCUCACUUGAAGAAGUCGACCUUCCUUACAUCCAAGAAGCGCUGAACACUGAGCCACCACCAAUUAGUGCAGCAGGCAUUAAUCCUCCCGACUCUGUUUAUGAGAAAUUCGCAGCCUAUUUUCCUAGCAACGCAUCACUCGCGUACAUGGUCAAGCGGUUAACGGAGAUUGCCAGAAUCAAUAACUUGUUCUUCAUGUGCGACCCCAGCCCAAACCUGGAAAAUGCGGAGAUCAUUGAUGCCGUACCUGGCCUGCAUUUUGUGGACCAGCUAACCUUUAUGGCCGCGCCCAUGAACCCACGAGAAGAGCUCGGACGCAGAGUAGCGAUGGCAUUCGAGCGCUGCGUUCUCGAACACACGAACGGCCGGCUCUUGGAUAUUGAGGAAGUCAAUCUCGAAAUCCUCGAAGAACCUGUAUCUGGAAACAAGGAGUAUAUGCAUAAGCUUGAAGGCCUGCACCGAUCUGUUAUUCUCUACACUUGGCUCAGUUAUCGGUUCGGAGGCAUCUUUACAGACCGCACUCUGGCUGUGCACGUGAAAGAACUCGUGGAAGAAAGAAUGGUCAGAGCAUUGACAGAAUUCUCUGCCAACAAGAAGCUCCGGAAGAACGCUUCUCUGCAUCGCCAGAUCGCAAUGCAGAAGCAGCUCCGUCUACAGCAGGAGUUCUUGAAAGCCAAUGGAGACGCAGACCUUGACCUGUCAGAAUCAGAGGAACAAUACUCCCCCGAUACCAUGAACGCAUCCGACAACGAGGACGCCGCUGAGACAGAUAUCACCACUGACGAAAACGAUUUCGAGGCCGAGUCAACACUGAAUGGCGGGACGCGCGAGAGCAAGGACGCCGCUGAGACAGACAACCCCGCCAACAAUGACUAUCAAGACCAACAGCAAGAAACAAGUGACACCACACUAAAUAGCGAAGGAUCAGCUGAGCAUGAUCCACCGGCUCGUGAUGCGUUAGAGGAAGAGCCUACAUCGGGUGACGCCACGCCUGAAAGGAAAGAGUCUGCUGAAUAUGAUCCAACGGUUCGCAAUGAGGACGAGCCAGCGCGGAAAGCUGCCAACAACUGA
Messenger RNA from Aspergillus nidulans FGSC A4, 2499 nucleotides. Its product is annotated as ATP-dependent RNA helicase SUV3. The transcript has 3 exons. The record is from RefSeq and is a predicted model, not a curated record. Gene Ontology annotation, cellular component: mitochondrion; nucleus. Lineage: Eukaryota; Fungi; Ascomycota; Eurotiomycetes; Eurotiales; Aspergillaceae. Gene Ontology annotation, molecular function: ATP hydrolysis activity; ATP binding; RNA helicase activity. Bases 1 to 2499 code for a protein of 832 amino acids.